Drosophila navojoa is the source of this 1868-nucleotide messenger RNA. RefSeq names its product T-cell immunomodulatory protein. The record is from RefSeq and is a predicted model, not a curated record. NCBI's taxonomy places the organism in Eukaryota, Metazoa, Arthropoda, Insecta, Diptera, Drosophilidae. Gene Ontology annotation, cellular component: plasma membrane.
CAACAACAAAAGAUAAUAAGAAAAAAACAAAAAAGCAGACGCAAAUCCUUAGUGUAAAAUUAGGGGAAAUCAACCAAAUGCAUUCCCAAUGUCUGGUCCUGGUGCUGCUCUAUGCAGCCGUAAUCCACGCCAGUGAUAUCACAAAUAUUGUGUUUGGGAAUGUUAAGGAAGGUGUUGUGGCAGCUUUUGGUGACUUUAAUUCCGAUGAACUUACUGACAUAUUCGUCAUUCAAGAUGACAGAAAAAUUCUACAAAUAUUAUAUGGAGCUGACACGGAACCACUAUUACGCCUGGGUCCUUUCUGCAACUUUAAUGACAAAAGGAUUGUAAGCGUAACACCUGGAGACUUUGAUGGCGAUGCCUUGAUGGACGUAAUGGUGAAUGUGGAGAGAAGCAAGAAUAUCUAUGACGUCUAUAUCAGUUGGGGUAAUACCACAAUGUUGAAUUGUUCAAAAGAGCCCAUUAUUCAAACAAAGGGCGAGGCAAUGGCUCUAGAUUUCAAUCACGACAUGAUCAUUGAUCUGUAUGGAUUAGAUCCGAAUGAUACGCGAAGUUUCUGGAUCUUUAAUAACAAACGGGAGCCACCGAAGGUCGUGCAUCAGGCCAUGCCCACUGGGGGCACAGCUCAAACUUUGAUCAUCCCCAACGCGAAUGCAUAUUUGGAUUUGAAUGGCGAUUAUCUAGCUGAUCUGUUUCUACAAACGAAGACCUCUUACGAGAUUUGGUAUGGGAUCAAUGAGAAGGAUGGUCAAGAAAACUUUAGCUAUCAGAAUUCCAUCACCUACGAGCUGGUGGGCUCUAACGACUACGUUGUGGGCCAAGCAGUUUUCAUGGACUUCGAGCUACGUGGCGUGCAAAAUAUUGUCGUACCCUUUUGCGUGCAGGAGAAUUGCAAAAAUUCGACAAUAUUUGUGCACGAUGGACACAUGUUCUACGAUGUCCAUGUGAACUUUAAGGAUCCGCAUGGCGUAACCUGGGGAUUUGUGCCGCCAGACCCGAAUGAUGUGUAUUUGAAGACCAUCACUGCCCGCAGUGGUGACUUCAAUCUUGAUGGCUACCCAGAUUUGCUUGUCACCUUGCAACCGUUGAGUGUGGCAAAGCCUGUGAUGCAAACGUUUCUCCUAGAGAAUGUCGCCUGCAAGACGUGCAGCAAGAAAUUCAAGCGCACCUUCGAAGUGCACUGGACAGCGUUGGCGCCCAUGGGCAACAAUACAGUUGCUGGUGCGUUCUAUGACUUCUACCAGGAUGGUGUGCUGGAUGUGAUACUCAUGGAGAAGCAGCAGAAUGGCAAUUAUCGUCCACUUGCGUUCCGCAACACCCUCGACUACGACGCCAACUUUGUGAAGGUGAUUGUGUUGACUGGCUUGGUGAAUGUCCUAAAUCCCACAUUGCGCACGCCGUUGGGCCGAAAGAAGCGCACGUAUGGCAGCAAUCUACCUGGUCCGAUCAUCACGUACAACACAACCACGCAGGAUGGCGAUCAGCAAAGUGGCAGCAGUGUCCAACUGCCCCAAUCAUCCUACUUCGCGCUCCAACUGCCCUACACGUGCUUCGGCCUCGGCCGCACGCCAAAUUUUGUGGAUCAGCUGGUCGUAGGUCUCUAUGGCAAGUGGCAUAGCUGGACCCAGCUCAUACCCAACUCUCAGAUCAUAGUAGUGCCCAAGCCGCUCGAUCAGCCGCAGCACUGGAAGGCGCUGCUCUUUGUCACGCCCAGCAAACUGAUCCUGAUGAGUGUUGUCGCAUUAGGCGGCACUUGUCUCGUGAUUGUGCUCAUCAUAUUGGUUCUGUAUGUUAAGGAGAAGCGCGAGGACAGGCAGGAGCGCUUGCAAGAGUCACAUAGAUUCCAUUUUGAUGCGAUGUAAAAAGCA